AAAAAAAAGCCGAAAAAGAGAGUUGCUUGAAAUAAAUUAGGCGCAAGAGUGGCAGUAUUAAGCAGUGAAGAAAGCACUUGAGAAAAAUUGAACACCCUCACUUGGGUUCACUCUCUUUCUCUCUCUCUCUCUUGCUGUCUUGUUUUUUGUUAUAUAUAAAACCAGAAACAAGAAAGUGUAAAGCCAGCUAAUAGUUAUUCGUAGUUGAUGAGCGGGUGUACUAUUAAGUGUGCCUCAAAGUACGGAUAAUUAUUUUGUGUUCAACGGAAACAAACAUUUGUUGUGUUAUUUUCAGUGUUGCUUGUUGCUGCUGCAAGCCAAACAAAAGAAAGAAGAGAUAAGAGUGUUUGGUUGUGUGUGUGUCCCCUUUUGAGUACCAACAAUAAUCUCUCUCUAAAAAAAGAAGAUAUCUUUAUAUGUAACAACUUCUACUACUUCACUUCACCCUUGUAUCACUUUGAGACUCUACUCUUCAAGGAUGAGUAAACAAGACAUGAUGAGAAUUCAGAAUUGUAUUCUGAAGGUGAAUAUCCACUGUGAUGGGUGUGAGCAGAAAGUGAAGAAACUGCUUCAGAAAAUAGACGGUGUGUAUUCAGUGAAUAUAGAUGCUGAGCAAGGGAAGGUUGUGGUAUCAGGCCAUAUAGAUCCAGCAAAGCUCAUAAAGAAGCUCAAGAGAGGAGGCAAACAUGCUGAACUAUGGAGCCAGAAAGGAGGAGGAGGAGGCGGCAUCAUGUUCAACCAGAACUUCCCCAUUAACCCACAACAGUUCAAGAACUUGCAAAUUGAUCCCUCCAAGAUGAUGGCGGCAGCAUCAGCAGGAGGAGGAGGAGGAGGAGGAGGAAAGAACAAUAAGGGGCAAAAUGGUCAUAAAGGAGGAGGAGGAGGAGGAGGUGGUGGUGGUGGUGGUGGUCAAAUAGCAAACUUUCAAAACAUGAAGGGGACAAAAGAUCUCAAGGGACAGGGGAAGGAUCAGAAAUCUGUCAAGUUUAACUUAUCCGAUAAUGAGGAUUAUGAUGAAAGUGAUGAUGGUCUUGAUGAUUUUGAUGAUGAGUUCGAUGAUGAGGAUUUUGAUGAUGACGAAUAUGAUGAUGAGGACGAGGAAGAAGAAUAUGGCCAUGGACAUGGUGGACAUGGUGGGCAUGGUAAUCCCAUGAUGAAUAACAAGAUGAUGCCAAUGAUGAUGGCCAAUGCCCGUGGGCCACAUGGGCCUGCUGGCAUGAUGAUGAAUGGGCCUGCCAUGAACAGCCAUAAAGGCAAUGCCUUUGGUGGCGGUGGUGGUGGGGGAGCCAAGAAAGCUGCUGAUGUCAUGGAUCUCCCUAUGCAAAUGAAGGGCAAAGAUGGAAAUGGGGGAAAGAAAGGUGGUGGUGGAGAUGGUGGUAAAAACAACAAAGGAGGAAAGAAUAACAAGGGGGGUGGCGGUGGUGGUGGUGGUGGUGGUGGAGAUAACAAGAAAAAGGGUGGGAAAUCAAAAAGUGGUGGUGGUGGCGGUGGCUUCCUUGUUAAGUUAUUAGGUCUUGGAGGAAAGAAAAGCAAGAAAGGGGCAACCGACACAACAAACAAGAACAACAAAGGCAAUGGGAAUGGUGGGAACAAGGGCAAAGAUGGAAAGAAAAAUGGGGGUGGGAAAUUGGACAAAGUUGACUUCGAUUUUGAUGAUUUUGAUAUUCUCCCUCCUAGUAGUGGCAAAAGUGGAAAGGGUGGGAGUGGUGGUGGCAAGGGGGGUAAUAAUAAUGGUCAUCAUCAUGGCGGUAGUGGUAAUAAUGGCAACAUGGGCCAAAUGGGUCAGAAAGGCCCAAUGGGACAAAUGGGCCAGAUGGGGAAUAUUCCGGCAGUGCAAGGGUUGCCGGCGGCCGCAAUGAAUGGUGGUGGCUACUAUCAAGGGAUGCAAAUGCAACAACCAAAUCCAUAUAACAUGCAACAACAACAAUAUAUGGCCAUGAUGAUGAACCAACAUCAACAACAGCAGCAACAUCAACAUCAACAAGCAAACAUGAAUAUGUAUCCACCACAACACAUGAUGUAUGGUGGUGGUGGCAUGAGGCCGUACAUGAUGCCACCGCCACCCAUGCCGUUACAUCCCAUGGCUGAUCCCAUGACACAUGUUUUCAGUGAUGAGAACACCGAGAGCUGCACCAUCAUGUAGUAGGUAGUAGUACUGUAUAAAGUUUUAGUACUAGUUGGCUUAGUUUGUUUUUUUUUUUUUUUUCUCAAGGGUUAUUAUUGUCAUCUUGCCUAGUGGUUCCAUUAAAUUUUGUUGUAGACUUUGGAAGUAGUGGUAAAAUAUUAGAGGGGGAGGGGGAAGGAGAAAAAGAAAAAAGUGUAAGAUUUUUAGGAUAAUUUGAUAUAUCAUAUGUUUUUUGUUUGCAUUUUAAUUUUGGUACCGUGUCCUACGUGAAAACAAACUUAUAUAUUGUAGAGUGGGACAUGGUUUGGUUGCUGCCACUGCAAGGCAACGACAGAAAAACUCACAUGGCCUUUGCUGAAAAUUAAAUUGGAGCCAUGUGCCUUGUAAAAUCCAAAUUGCUCUUUAGGGUUCCUUAUGUGGGCUACUGCUAUUAGCCACCUUGCUAAAUAUAUGCUUUUCACACGGGCUAGUUGAUCACAACGCUGAAAUUUGUUGAAUUAUGUAAUAAAACUUUGGUUCAUGUUUCAA
Arachis stenosperma is the source of this 2653-nucleotide messenger RNA. Its product is annotated as heavy metal-associated isoprenylated plant protein 34-like. The record is from RefSeq and is a predicted model, not a curated record. Lineage: Eukaryota; Viridiplantae; Streptophyta; Magnoliopsida; Fabales; Fabaceae. Gene Ontology annotation, molecular function: metal ion binding. Bases 479 to 2143 code for a protein of 554 amino acids. The transcript is spliced from 4 exons.